Linum trigynum is the source of this 3050-nucleotide messenger RNA. The record is from the annotation of a GenBank genome assembly. Lineage: Eukaryota; Viridiplantae; Streptophyta; Magnoliopsida; Malpighiales; Linaceae.
AAGUUAGGAAGGUGAGAUGGAGGUUUUCUCAUGUAUCUGCAAGUGCAAGCAAGCAAGUAAGUAAGUUUCCAGCUGAAAUAUGUUUGGUGAAUGAGAAGGUGGCAAUAUAUAGAAAACUAACUAAGGACACCAAUGAGGAGAAGCCUUUAGUUUCACUCCAUGAAAGGAUUGGUCUAUUCUAGCAAUGGAUCCUCUGUUCCCCCAAGUCACAACUGCCCUGAAUUUGAAGGACUAUUGUGAAUCAACAACAAGUUGUCGUUGUAGUAUAGUGGUAAGUAUUCCCGCCUGUCACGCGGGUGACCCGGGUUCGAUCCCCGGCAACGGCGUUAUUUUUUGCAAUAGGUUUCAAGUUUCUCCCUCUUUUUAACAGCUUUACCUGAACAUGCGAGUCUUGUCUUUUUUGCUUUCAGUUGUCAAAGCUCUAGCGCUUACAUCAUUGCAUUGGUUGUUCCUUGAAUUCCAGGUGGUUUUGUUGGCAACAUCCCUGUAAGACUUUUAUGCUUGCAAAGCCACAAACUUUUCUUCAGUGCUAGUGGUGUGAGCCUGCAAGUAAAGCUCAUCAUCUGCUAGCAUCUUUAUUCUUACCGGUGUUCAAGGUGACAACUGCUGCCAUACAGUGGGGGAGGAGGACUGUAAUCCCUAUUGUUCCAUUUUGCAGGUUGCACAGAAGCAAGUGUUGUUGGUAACUAUCCAAUCCUCAAAAGUCUUGAAAUGUUGCAGCACAGUAUCUGAUAAAAACAGAAAAUGCAGUUUUUUUUGUUUGGGAUGAAAAGCCAUUUCCCAAAUAUGAGUGAGAUAGAGACUAGAGACCAUCUUUUCUUCAAACGCAUGUAUGUUCAACAGGUUUCUGCAGUGGAUUUUCAGGAAAGUAUGGUCUUAUCUCCCUACAGAUGGAUUGGAAGAAGGAUUACAAGAGGCUACACUGAAGUUGGGAAGCUGUUUCAGUUUGGAAGAUACUUGUGGACACUAGCAAUCAGUGAGAUUUGGAGUGAAAAGGUGUUGGUGGAGGAAACUGGUUGGAAAAUUGAAGAGCUAGUAGAGAUGAAGUCUGCUGGUACCACCUGCUUUGCAGCUGAUGUUUCUGUAAAUGCCUCAUGAUUUCUUAAACCCCUAAUAAUUAUGACAAUUAUGAUAGAACCUAAAAAUUAGGUUUCUAUCAUACAGAUAUAUGAUGACCUUGGAUUUGCCUUUUUGCCAAGUUGAGAUUGUUGCCAAAAGGUGGACACAAUGAGUAUACUCCUGCUUAUCAUACUACUCAUGGCUCAUGAUAUCAUGUCUCUACUAUUGUGUCAAAGUCCAAAUUGUUACCUUUCCCCACUUUGUCUCAAAGAAUGAGAAGUGCCAUUGAUCUGCUAUUCCGUCCCCAUUGUCCAUUCAGCCUGCUCGGAACAAUCCACCUUUUCUCGGAUUAUUUUUCGAUAUAAUCAUAUAAAAAGACAAUCUUUCAGGAAUUUUAGACCAAGCUUGACUUAAAAGUAGUCGAGACUUUUCCUCGGUUAGGUGGUGUGUUCCUUAAGCAAUGUUGAAUGUGUAAAAACCACUCCCUCAUUGAGUAAGCAGAACUAGGAUCACCAUUAUCUACAAAUUGGCUCAGAGAACAGUGUCCACCAUUGGAGAUUUCAUUGAAUAAUCGUUUGAUAUCUGCCUAGUGUUGCACUCACAUCAGAAGGGAGAGUCAGCAGCUAGUUCUACUUUGAAUAAAGCUGUGCAAACUGCAAACAUGUGCCCUGUUCCAUUCUCCUUGUCUGUGAUUUGGAUUGACCCAAUUCAGCAAAGCUAAUAAGCAGCUCUGGAAAAGAAGGAAACAGUGCAUGUAAAUGCAAUGUAGCAAAGGGAAAGCAGCCAUGAAAGUGUAAUGUUUUUUUUUUUACAUGGAAGAUUUGGAAUGGAAGGUUGGUUCUCCUUUGACUUUAAAGCUUUCCCUUUCCCCGUGACUGGCGGGAAUGAAUUCCCACCAAGUAAGUAGGUGAAAGAAAUGGGAGAUGGGUAUUCAUUGAAUCAAUUUGCUGCUGGCUAAGGCUAAGACGGAACUCCCCAAAUCAAAUAGUACUGGUUGCCAACUAGCAGAGGCAGAGCAGGUCGAUUUUGACCAUAAAUGUUGCCUUCUUUUUCUGUUGUAACAUCUAUUUCAACUAACCUACCCUAUCUACACCGGGGGUUAAAGAAGACACUAGAAUGUUGGAAGCUAAAAUAACAAAAAUAUAUCACAAUGUUGUAGAAUUUCAUAGAAAGUAGGAAUAACAAGUUCAUGUGUAAACACUCAACAACAAGUUCAUUCGUCUUUCAAAUAACUUCGUCCAUCCACCAUGAGGGUCCUACGAAAUUCUAGUUGUUCACUGGUUAGCGUCGAGUCUACAACAACACUCAAUGAUACACGACGACCUCCUCCCUUGUCCAAACAAGGUAAUAACGAUUAGAUUGUUAGUGAAAAUAUUGACAUCAUAAUUCUAAUCAAUGUAUUAAGUUUAGGAGUGGUAAAGAGUUAAUGGUUAUCGAUUGUAACCGACAUCGAUGAUUAGUGGUUAACCUAUUAUUUCUUUGUGGUCAGUUCCUCAAUGUUCCGGUUAUUUAAGGAGGUGAGAAGGAGAUGCAUAAUCGUCUCUUUUCGAAAGAAAUCGACAGCAUCGUUGUGGUAAUGGCCGUAAUUCCAGAGGAAUCAUUACCACAAGACAUAGAGGGGGAGGUCAUAAGCGCCUAUACCAUAAAGUCGAUUUUUGACGGAAUGAAAAGACAUAUAUGUUAGAAUCACAGCCAUAGAAUACAACCCUAAUCGAAAUGCAUACAUGAGUCUCAUACAUUAUAAGGAUGGUGACAAGAGAUUUAUUAGUUUUAUUUUGUUUAGUGGUUAACCACUAACCUACUAAUCAGUUAGCGGUUAAUCGAUAAGAAAAUGUAUAACACAUAGUUUUGGGUUUUGCCUAAGGAGAAAGUCUCAAAAAUUCAAAACCAACCAAAGUCGCAAUUCAAAACAUCCCAAGUUUUGCUUAGUGGUUAACCACUAACCGACUAAUCAGUUAGUGGUUAAUCGAUAAGAAAAUGUAUAACACAUA